Molecule: messenger RNA, 2653 nt
Organism: Theobroma umbraticum
Lineage: Eukaryota; Viridiplantae; Streptophyta; Magnoliopsida; Malvales; Malvaceae
Source: RefSeq, a predicted model, not a curated record
AAUUAUGGGCAUUCAUCCGCAAGAUUAAACGUCGUCCUUGUUCACCCUCUCUGUUCGUGUGAUCAGGUUGUCAGAGAUGCGUCAUAGCUUGUGAGAUCUAAAACAAAUAUUUCUCUCACAAGUUUUGAGAAUCAUUUUCAAUUACAAAUUACAAACUCAGGAGUGCACAUGAAAUCCAGGAAAACAAUAUUAAUAUAGGGAUGGUGGGAGUCAAAAAUCAUUUUGCUUUGCUUCAUACAUACUGGUCAGCUUCGACCGUUUCUUGCAAAAUCUCGCAGAUGGUCAAAGCUUACAUCAUUUCGUAAUAUAUAUACAGUAUAAAACAAAUCCGAUGAUAGCCGUACCAUACAAUCAAAUCUCUUCAUCUAAGCUCUCCACUUUCCACUUUCUUUCUACUUCUCCUUUCCCUCACUCACAGGCUCACAUUUCAAUCUCAGAUCCAAAGAAAAAUCCCAGGCCACCAGAAAGAGGGGAAAGAAGAAACAGGGAAGAAAAUGCCAAAACUCUCUAGCACCCUCUAUCUGUGUCUACGUUUUCUUGUUUUCAUGAUCACAUUUUCGAAGCUGUUGUUUGCUGCAAACUCUAGAACAUAUCCAGCUGAUGUACAAGUACUCAAAGAUCUGAAACAUGGGGUGGACCACCUGUCCAUUGCUCCCGGAUCUUGCUUGACCUCAUGGGAUUUUUCCUUGGACCCAUGUGAUAACAUCUUCACAGAGCAUUUUACUUGCGGGCUCAGGUGCGAUAGAGUCGUCUCUGGUUAUGCUCGAGUCACUGAGAUCACCAUUGACCCUGUUGGUUACUCUGGUUCACUCACCUCAACUUCAUGGAACCUCCCUUAUCUACAGACCUUGGACAUCUCGGACAACUUGUUCUGUGGGUCAAUUCCUGACUCCCUCUCCAACUUAACUCGUUUGCGUCGACUUGGUCUGUCUAGGAACUCACUCUCUGGUGAAAUACCCAUCAUUCUUGGCUCCCUCUCUCACCUUGAAGAACUCUACCUUGAUAGCAACCAUCUCCAUGGACCCAUUCCUUCAAGCUUCAACAAUCUAACAAGCCUGAGACGACUUGAAAUCCAACAAAACGAUAUCUCAGGUGAGUUUCCCGAUCUGGGUUCACUCAAAAACCUUUACUUCCUAGAUGCUAGUGAUAACAAUAUAUCCGCUGGAGUCCCUGCAACACUGCCAGCAUCUCUUGUCGAGCUCUCAAUUCGAAACAAUAAACUAGGAGGAAAUAUUCCAGAUAACAUCGAGAAUAUGAGGUUUUUGCAAGUUCUAGAUCUCAGUCACAACAUAUUAUCCGGAGCAAUAUUAUCAGUUCUUUUUUACCAUCCGUCCCUGGAACAGCUUACUCUUUCUUACAACAACUUUUCAUAUUUAGAAGUACCUGGUGACAUGGGGUUAAACAGUAACUUAAUAGCUCUUGAUUUAAGCUACAACAAGCUUCAAGGUUUCUUGCCAGCUUUCAUGGCUUCGAUGCCAAAGCUUGCAGCUUUAUCUUUGGAGCAUAACAAGUUCACAGGUAUGAUACCGGCUCAGUAUGCACUCAAAGCUGCUAUAUCCGGGACCAAUGCUUCGUCUUUUGAGAGGCUGUUGCUGGGUGGGAAUUACUUGUUCGGGCCAAUUCCAGGACCUUUGCUUGGUCUCAAACCGGGUUCUGCUCAAGUCAGCCUGGCGGAUAAUUGCUUGUAUCGGUGUCCUGACGCUUUCUUCUUCUGCCAAGGUGGGGAUCAGAAAUCCUUGGUGGAUUGUAAGAGCUUUGGGCCUGCAAUUCCUUAGAAACAAAGUAACCCUGAAUUGUAUUAUAGUAAUAACAUUAUUCCCUAGUUUGUCUUUACCUAUAUUUUUAGUGCGAAAGGUUACAAGUUUGAGAGAAACAGCAGAAAAUUUACUAUGUUGUUUAAGAGAUUAGCUUUCCAGUUUUAUUCUUUUUUUUUUUCCCUCCUUCGAUUUUUGACAAUUCUAGAUGGUGAACAAACCAAUCUUGCUCAGGCGUCGAUUGAAAGUUUCAAGGCUUAUAGUUCAAAAGCGACCCAAAGAGAAACUACAAAACUGGAGUAAAUUGCCCUGGGGCUUGUGCACUUGCAGGUUGCAGGUUCGCCUUUGUGUUUCACAAAAGCAUUGUCUUGGAAAGGAGAAAAGCAAUGACUUCGCUUAUUAUUGUAGAAUUGCUGUUACUAUUCUACUAAUUCCGCCACCUGGUGUUGAUUCUUUUGCUCGCAAAGUGCACAUUGGAAACUGCGCACCAUCGUCAGAAAGAAAGGGAAACCAUGUUUACUUGAAUAUUUUCCCACCGGCUAACGACGAUAGUGCUGAUACGCUGAGAUUUCUCAUGUGAAUUGGUCUAAGCCAUCCCCCGCAGGCAUGCAUUGACAUCAUUGUUUUUUAGAACGAAACUGAAGGUUAUUACAAGCAAGGUUUUCAUUUUUCAAGCCAACAGCAGUACUAUAUAAUAAUAAGAUGACUUCCAAAUUAUGGAUGUAUUAAAGGUAAUUUUUCUCAAUAUUGUAUUAAUCAUGUUCAUAAAUUUCUUCAUCAAUUCUGAUAUAAUUUCAUGUUCUCUCUCCUCGGAGGGAUCUCCAUAUGAUUCCCUCUCUUCAAUGCAAAUCAAUAUUUGUUGUCGACAAAUAAUAUUAUGGAUUUAUAUUUGACAUAUU